UUUGGCCUAAUCGUGGCCUGUGACGUUUGAAGGGCGGGGCGCGGCGGCAGGUACGGAAGCCGCCCGGGGCCAAGCUCCCUAGUGGCUCGGAAGCAGGGAAACGGGGCAAGAUGGUCUACAUCUCGAAUGGACAAGUGUUGGACAGCAGGAGUCAGUCUCCAUGGAGAUUAUCUUUGAUAACAGAUUUCUUCUGGGGAAUAGCUGAGUUUGUGGUUUUGUUUUUCAAAACUCUGCUUCAGCAAGAUGUGAAAAAAAGAAGAGGCUAUGGAAACUCCUCUGAUUCCAGAUAUGAUGAUGGAAGAGGGCCACCAGGAAACCCUCCCCGAAGAAUGGGUCGAAUCAAUCAUCUGCGUGGCCCCAGUCCUCCUCCAAUGGCUGGUGGAUGAGGAAGGUAAAUGUCUGCUCUAAGAAGCAGACAACAGGACAUGCACAUUCAUAGCAGAAGGAAACCAUCAGGAAGUGGAGGGCUGACCAUGCUGGACGAGUAGAUGAAUGUGUAUGUCUAAACAAGGAUUGCUCUGUGUCUUCACAGAUGAAUGAGGUCAUGCUGGGAAUUCCCUCUGCAGGGAACUGGCCUGACUGAAAUGCGGUUCUAUAAAUGCAUAUGUUUGUCUCAUUAUCUUUUUUGUAUAGUUUAUUAAAGUAUUGAUAGUUUUAAUAAGUAAAUAUUUUUAGGUUGCAAA
Messenger RNA from Lemur catta (Ring-tailed lemur), 683 nucleotides. RefSeq names its product selenoprotein K (gene SELENOK). Gene Ontology annotation, cellular component: Golgi apparatus; endoplasmic reticulum membrane. The record is from RefSeq and is a predicted model, not a curated record. Lineage: Eukaryota; Metazoa; Chordata; Mammalia; Primates; Lemuridae. The transcript is spliced from 5 exons. Gene Ontology annotation, biological process: calcium ion transport; endoplasmic reticulum calcium ion homeostasis.